AUGUCAAAGACUGGACAUGCUAGAGAAGAUGCAGAAGCCUAUGCCCAAGAAUUGAACAGGAAAAGGAUCCUCCAAGCAACAGAAGAUGAAAAGGACGAAAACAACGAAAAUGGAGCUGGCAAGAUAGCAUUCGGGGCGGCGGGUCAUUAUGACACGGAUGUUUAUGGCAGUGUGCGCGGAAACCGAAGUGGUAAAUAUCUUGACUCGAUCAAUACAGCAGAUGAAGACGAUAUCGAUGAGGACACAAUUGCUCCAAUGCCUAAAAAGGGGAUUAAUGCUCCUGCAAAGUUCAUACACGAGGCUUCUCACACUGGCGCCGAUGAAAGCGAUCCUUUCGCUGAAACGCGCACCAAGACAAUCAUAGAGCGACAAGCCUCCAAAUAUGCUGAACGUGCUCGACAUCGGGCCAUAUCUCCGGACAGAAUCGAUGCAUUCAUUGACCAAACACCUGAUCAAAGAGACCGUGGAUAUGCGGAAAUUAUGAAGGAGCAAAAAUACAAGGAAGAGAAGGGAAAGGUUGAAAAAGAACUCGCAGAUCGUCAUAAGGCAGGUGAUCUACAAUCAGUUGCUGCACCUGAACGCAAGAAAGGAAGAUGGGACGAGACUCCCAAUCGUGAGGUUCUUGGUGCAGGCUCUGCCACUCCUUCAGAUGCAACUCCAGGUGGUGCUCCCCGAAAACGCCUGGGAAUAUCGAGUAUCAGUGCAGAUGCUGCUACACCACACGUGGCCAGAUGGGAGGAAACUCCAGCACACGCUAAUGCUACCGAUGCGACGCCUUCUAUGAAUAGGUUUGAUUCCACUCCAUCGACACAAACUCCAAGAAGAAAUCGUUGGGAUGAAACACCACGUGAGAGUGUUCGUGACGCUGGAGGAAUGACUCCAGGCUGGGGAAUGGAUACUCCCGCUCGUGCAGCAGAUGAUGUCAAGGUUGAAGACACACCAUCGGCCUCAAAACGUCGAUCUCGAUGGGACUUGACUCCGUCACAAACACCCGCCGUUGGAUCAGUGACUCCGCAAGCUGGUGCCGUUACGCCAUCUUUCACUCCAAGCCAUGGAAGUACACCGGCUGGAGCGUUGACACCAGGAGGAGCAACUCCGCUUGGAACUCCAGCUAUGGUCAUGAAGACACCAGCGGUGACUGUACCGAUGACGCCAGAUCAAAUGAAAAACUUUCUCUGGGAGAAGGAACUUGACGACCGGAAUCGCUCCCUCACAGACGACGAGUUGGAUGCGUUGUUCCCACCUGGAUAUAAGAUCCUCCCACCUCCAGCGGGUUACAUGCCUCUAAGAACUCCUUCACGGAAACUCAUGGCAACGCCUACCCCUCUUGGUGGUAUUGCAGCUGGUGGAUUUUUUAUGCAGGGAACGCCGGAAAGGGAAGGACUUGGCGACAGAGGUGUUGGUGGGAUUCUCGACACGCAACCGAAGAAUCAGGACCUCCCACCGUUAAAGCCUGAUGACAUGCAGUACUUCGACAAGCUGUUGAUGGACGUCGAUGAAAGCACACUAAGCAAGGAAGAGUUGAAUGAGCGCGAGAUCAUGACUCAUCUGCUAAAAAUCAAGAACGGUUUGCCACCACAGAGAAAAAGUGGAUUGAGAAAGAUUACUGAGAAUGCUAGAAGAUAUGGUGCGGGACCGCUUUUCAAUCAGAUCCUUCCUCUCUUGAUGUCUCCCUCAUUGGAAGAUCAAGAACGCCAUUUGAUGGUUAAGGUCAUCGAUCGUAUACUCUACAAGUUAGAUGACCUCGUUCGUCCAUACGUUCACAAAAUUCUUGUGGUGAUUGAGCCUCUUCUCAUUGACGAAGAUUACUAUGCAAGAGUUGAAGGUCGUGAAAUUAUAUCCAACUUGGCGAAAGCGGCUGGGUUGGCAACUAUGAUUUCCACAAUGAGACCCGAUAUCGACAACGUCGAUGAGUAUGUACGAAACACAACUGCGCGUGCUUUUGCUGUGGUUGCGUCCGCACUUGGUAUACCUGCACUGCUUCCUUUCUUGAAAGCUGUUUGUAAGAGCAGAAAGAGUUGGCAAGCAAGACACACUGGUAUAAAAAUUGUGCAACAAAUGGCUAUACUCAUGGGCUGUGCUGUACUCCCACAUCUCAAAGCUCUUGAAGGCGGACUCGAAGAUGAACAACAGAAGGUGCGUACCAUCACCGCUUUAUGUCUUGCUGCUUUGGCUGAAGCUGCUACUCCAUAUGGUAUCGAAGCCUUUGACUCCGUGCUGAAACCGUUGUGGAAGGGUAUUCGUAUGCAUCGUGGAAAAGGUUUGGCUGCAUUCUUAAAAGCAAUUGGUUAUCUCAUCCCACUCAUGGACGCUGAAUAUGCUUCUUAUUAUACCAAGGAAGUGAUGCUUAUCCUUAUCAGAGAAUUUGCUUCGCCUGAUGAGGAAAUGAAGAAAAUUGUACUCAAGGUGGUGAAACAGUGUUGCGCCACCGAUGGUGUUGAAGCACCGUAUAUUCGCGACGAGAUUCUGCCACAUUUCUUCAAAGCAUUCUGGACGCAGCGUAUGGCGAUGGACAGGAGGAACUACAGACAACUUGUGGAUACCACUGUCGAAAUGGCCCAAAAGGUGGGUAGUGCAGAAAUGAUUGCGAGGAUUGUUGACGACCUCAAGGAUGAAAAUGAGCAAUACAGGAAAAUGGUUAUGGAAACCGUGGAAAAUAUUGUUGCCUUGCAAGGUGCGAACGAAAUUGAUUCUCGCCUCGAAGAGCAGUUGAUUGAUGGUAUUUUAUAUGCUUUCCAAGAACAAACACAGGAAGAUGCUGUUAUGCUUGACGGUUUCGGUACGGUGUGUAAAGGCCUGGGAAGGCGAACAAAACCGUACCUCCCACAAAUUUGUGGUACCAUUUUGUGGCGUCUGAACAACAAAUCGGCGAAAGUACGACAGCAAGCUGCAGAUCUUAUUGCACGAGUUGCUCCCGUUAUGCACAUAUGCGAGGAGGAAAAAUUGAUGGGGCAUUUAGGAGUUGUGCUGUACGAAUAUCUAGGAGAAGAGUACCCUGAGGUACUUGGAUCGAUUCUUGGUGCGCUGAAAUCAAUCUGCAAUGUGAUCGGAAUGACAAAAAUGACCCCUCCUAUCAAGGACCUUUUGCCGAGGUUGACUCCAAUUCUUAAAAAUCGUCACGAGAAGGUACAGGAGAACUGUAUUGAUUUGGUAGGUGCAAUUGCGGAUCGCGGCUCAGAAUUUGUGUCGGCGCGUGAAUGGAUGCGGAUAUGUUUCGAGCUUCUCGAACUGCUCAAAGCUCACAAGAAGAGCAUCCGUAGGGCUGCAAUAAACACGUUCGGAUACAUUGCUAAGGCAAUCGGUCCCCAUGACGUCCUUGCCACACUGUUGAAUAACUUGAAAGUUCAAGAAAGGCAGCUUCGCGUGUGUACUACGGUAGCGAUAGCUAUUGUUGCGGAAACAUGCGCUCCUUUCACCGUACUUCCAGCAAUAAUGAACGAGUAUCGAGUACCAGAAAUGAAUGUACAGAAUGGAGUACUCAAGGCUUUAUCAUUUAUGUUUGAGUAUAUUGGCGAAAUGGCAAAGGAUUACAUUUAUGCAGUAACACCUUUGCUGGUUGACGCCAUGAUGGAGCGAGAUCAAGUGCAUAGGCAGAUUGCUAUUGAUGCAGUAGCGCAUCUUUCCCUUGGUGUCUACGGUUUCGGUUGUGAAGACGCAUUGUUACAUUUGCUGAACUACGUCUGGCCUAACAUGUUGGAGAACUCUCCCCAUCUUAUUCAGCGCUAUAUUUUCGCCUGUGAAGGAAUGCGUGUCUCACUUGGUCCUAUCAAGGUCCUCCAAUAUUGCUUGCAAGCUCUAUGGCACCCAGCUCGCAAAGUGAGAGAGCCAGUCUGGAAGGUAUACAACAAUUUGAUACUCGGCUCACAGGACGCCCUCGUUGCCGGUUAUCCACGUAUUGAAGACACAGAAAAGCACACAUUUGUACGAUACGAGUUGGAUUACACCCUAUAA
Molecule: messenger RNA, 3951 nt
Organism: Ostertagia ostertagi
Lineage: Eukaryota; Metazoa; Nematoda; Chromadorea; Rhabditida; Trichostrongylidae
Source: the annotation of a GenBank genome assembly